This is a messenger RNA of Colletotrichum destructivum, 2859 nucleotides long. RefSeq names its product Putative copper amine oxidase. Gene Ontology annotation, biological process: amine metabolic process. Lineage: Eukaryota; Fungi; Ascomycota; Sordariomycetes; Glomerellales; Glomerellaceae. The coding region runs from base 509 to 2749 and encodes 746 amino acids. The transcript is spliced from 3 exons. Gene Ontology annotation, molecular function: copper ion binding; quinone binding; primary methylamine oxidase activity. The record is from RefSeq and is a predicted model, not a curated record.
AAGAAACGAUGAGAUCUAUCUCCAAGCCAUUUUGGAGAAAAGACUACGGACGGUAAUGGAGCAAUAAAUCAGACUGGUCAUUCUUUGUGCUUUGUAUGUAACCCCGCCAUUCCGGGUCGAGCAGAACGGGCCUCUCUACCCCGCCGUCGUGAGAUGGCUCCUCUCUCCGGCCAACGAGCUGUUGGCUACGUCGAGCGGUUCGUCAGCGGGAUAUCUGCACUCAUCACCAAAUCUGGCGUUAAACGGUGCAAGUAAGCUGCACGCACGUCUGUAAUCACCUGUCACAGCAUUUGUAAAUCGGGCCGCUGGCUCACUAGUUGUCUGGCUGGCUGGCUCAUUGACUGAAAAGGGCUCCUAUCCUCGCACUACUGCAAGAUUGCCCUACUCGCCCAACUGCAUCUUGGCUUCAAAUGGUAGAUAAGAAGGACAUUGACCGCCAGUGUUCUUGGCUGAUUCCUCUACACUUGACCCCCUCGAACCGGAGCACCGGUCUUCAUACAAUCCCAACAUGGCGCCGCAUCCUUUGACAGCGUUGUCCCGAGACGAGUUCAAGACGGCGCGAAACAUCGUGACGAACCUAUACGGCUCCGAUUCUACUCUCUUUUAUCGGGCGAUCUUCCUGCAGGAGCCCAAAAAGGCCGAUUUGGUGCCGUUCCUCCAAGCCGAGCACGCAGGAACCAUCACAGACGAGACGCCGCGACCUCCACGCCUGGCGAGGCUUCAGUACGAUGUCAUCAGGACUACCAGUAAGUUGCCCGAGCACACCCAGUCCGUCGUGGACUUGGGUUCGGGCAAAGAAGUCGAUAGGACCGUCGCUGGGCCGCAUUCCCACCCCGGUUAUCUCCCCGACGAAUUCGCGCUUUUCCAAGACGCCUGCGUGGCAUCCCAGCUCUUCAAAGACGCCAUGGCCGAGUUCUCCCUCCCGGAAGGCUUCGCCGUCACCAUAGACCCGUGGCCAUACGGCGGCCCGGACGAAGGCGAGGACAUCCCGUCGUAUAUGCAGGGCCUCGUCUUCGCGCGCGACGCCUCCAAGGAGAACCUCGACUCAAACCACUACGGCUACCCGAUCCCGAUUAUCCCCGUCAUGGAUUUCACCACCAAGGAGAUUGUUCGCAUCGACCGCCUCGCUACGGGCGGCGCCGGCGACGGCCUUAACCCCCGGCCGCCGUCCUCCAAACCGAGGUCUUUAUUCGUCGACGCCAGAUCUUCUGCCUCCUCCGAGUACGUUCCCGAGCUCCUCGACAUGCCACAGCGCGCGGACCUCAAGCCCAUCAACAUCACCCAGCCCGAGGGCGCCUCCUUCAGGGUCCACGCCGACAACCUCGUCGAGUGGCAGAAGUGGCGGUUCCGGCUCGGCUUCACGCCGCGCGAGGGCGCCGUCCUGCACGACCUCUGUUACGAUGGCCGCCCUGUGCUCUACCGCCUCAGCUACAGCGAGCUGACGGUGCCGUACGGCGACCCGCGGCCGCCGUUCCAGCGCAAGCAGGCUUUCGACCUCGGCGACGGCGGCUUCGGCCGCGUCGCCAACAAUCUCGAGCUCGGCUGCGAUUGCCUCGGCGCCAUUCACUAUCUCGACGCGCUGCUGGCCGACACGGAGGGCAACCCGACGAUCGCCAAGGCCGUCGCGUGCCUGCACGAGCAGGACAACGGCAUCGGGUGGAAGCACACCAACUUCCGCACGAACCGCGCCAUCGUCACGAGGCUGCGCGAGUUCGUUGUGCAGUGCGUCGUCACGCUGGCCAACUACGAGUACGUUUUCGCCUACAAGCUCGACACGGCGGGCGGCAUCACGCUUGAGACGCGCGCGACGGGCGUCAUGAGCGUCGUGGCCGUGGACGAGGGCGCCGCGGCAUCCGACUACGGCGCCGUCGUCGCGCCCGGCGUGUUGGCGCAGAACCACCAGCACAUCUUCGCCGUGCGCAUCGACCCGGCCGUCGACUCGUACGAGGCCGGGGCCACGCGCGUCGUCGUCGAGGAGAGCGUUCCCGUGCCCCUCGACGUUUCGACGAACCCGCACGGCAACUACUACGAGGUCCGCAAGUCGGUAGUCGAGAGGGCGCGCUGGAUCGACGCGGAGCCGCGGCUGAACCGGGUUGUCAAGUUUGAGAACACGACGAAGCGCAACGCCGUGUCCGGACGCAACGUCGGGUUCAAACUGACGCCGUCGGCGUCGCAGCUGCUGCUGGCGGACGAGCGGAGCCAGGUGUCCCGGAGGGCCAAGUUCGCGCGGCACCACGUCUGGGUCACGGGGUACCGCGACGAUGAGCUCUGGGCGGCAGGAGAGUUUACGAACCAGAGCAUCGAGGAGGUCGGCGGGGUGUGGGACAUGGUCGCAAGGGGGGACUGGUUCGGUGAUGGCGGCGGCGAUGGUGGUCAUGGAGAGAACGGAGAGACUGGUGAUGGUGGCGAGGGGAAAAGGAGCAGUCCCGUUGUCUGGAGCGUGUUCGGGUUGACGCAUAACCCGCGCGUCGAGGACUGGCCCGUGAUGCCCGUCGAGAUCCACCACAUGAACAUCCGCCCCGCCGACUUCUUCACAGCAAACCCGGCACUUGACGUGCCGAGCACACGGAACACGGCGAGCGUUAUUGUCCCGUGUUGCGGGCGGCAGAAGACGGACUCGGGUAACGGGGCGGACGGGGAUGGCGGGGAUGAGCAAAGGGUACAGAGGGCGGCAUUGACGCAUCUCCAGGGGCCGGGCCCGGAUAUCCCGGCGCGCGAGGCGGGCGCGCACGUCGAGGGGAGGGGAUGAGGAGAUGAGAAACCGGACGUGGAGUUGGUUGUGUGGGGACUGGGAAGCAGUAUGAAUGUAAACAGAUGGUCCUGGAAGCACAAUGCUUGUUUUCUUUUUUUUUUAUCCAU